AUGAUUGUGAUUCGACGAAAUAGUGCACCAUCGGUCGCCAUCCCACCCAUCCGCGACACUCAACUAGGAGUGUCGACCGAUUUACUUUAUGUAGGCGAAGAUUUGAAUCAGAUUUACCAACGUGCAAACCAAUUUGCCAACGUAAUGUACUUGGGUGUUGAAAAGCGACGUGCAGGAAUGCGGGGCCUCCUAGAAAAGCUAUCCAGGCUCAAGAAUGAUUUUGUGUUUCUGCUGAAACUACACCUAGACGACGACGAUCCUUUGCACUAUCUUGAUCACAAGGGGAGAGGAGUAGUGGGGCCGCAGGAGGGUACGGUAAUGUGGAAUGUCACUCGCGCCAACCUGCCGCCCACGUUGAGCAGCAUUCAGUUUGGAUUCUCUAGAAGACGACUUUCUCUUAAGUUGGAAGAUGGGUCGAAAUUGAUGAUGAAAGCUAUCCACGUGGAAAGACUAGCAGAAUAG
Molecule: messenger RNA, 462 nt
Organism: Angiostrongylus costaricensis
Lineage: Eukaryota; Metazoa; Nematoda; Chromadorea; Rhabditida; Metastrongylidae
Source: the annotation of a GenBank genome assembly